AUGCCACCAUUACCCGGGUUCUCCGAUAAUGACCUCCGGACCCGGUCCGAUCUUGUUCGGGCCACGCUCGCCCUCCUCCGGCCGCUGUUGCCCCACUUCUCGCCGGCCAACGGCAGGAUCCGGCUUCCGGUAUCUUCUGCCACCCACUUUGACGAGACGGCAGCUCAGCUCGAAGGCUUUGCCCGGCCUCUAUGGGCCGUCGGCGCUCUGCUCCAUGGCUGCGACUCGGCUUCCGACCCGGAGCUGGCCGAGUCCAUCAACGAGGUCGUCCAGCCGUGGAUCGACGGCUUCGUCUCCGGGACCGACCCCGAGCACCCGGAGUACUGGGGGAAGAUCAACGACACGGACCAGCGCAUGGUCGAGGCCGAGAUCGUCGCGUUUGCCCUGCUCUCGGCCCCGGACCGGGUCUACGCGCCGCUGAGCCCGCGGUGCAAGCAGAACGUGGCGAGCUGGCUCCGCACGCUGAACGGGAUGGAGAUGCCCAAGAACAACUGGCGCUGGUUCAGGGUCUUUGGAAACCUGGCGCUGUCCAAGGUCUGCGGCGUUCCCUGGGACGACGUCCGCGACGAGAUCGACUCCGACCUGGCGCUGCUCGACACCUUCUACCGCUUCGACGGCUGGUCGGCAGAUGGGCCCUGGCAGACACCCGAACAGGCCCAGGCCGAGUCCGAGCAGUAUGAGAAGACUGGGCGGCGCGAUGCCGUGGGCAUUGGGCGGCAGGCGGAUUACUACUCCGGGAGCUUCGCGAUCCAGUUCAGUCAGCUGCUCUAUUCUCGGUUCGCCGCCGACGUGGAUCCCGGGAGAGCCGAGACGUACCGGCAACGGGCGCGGGGCUUUGGGGUCACCUUUUGGAAAUACUUUGACGCCGAAGGAGCCGCUGUCCCCUUUGGCCGGUCCUUGACCUACCGCUUCGCUUGCGGCGGGUAUUUUGCUGCCUUGGCCUUUGCGCAAGUUCCCGACAUGCCGAGCCCACUCGACUCGCCUGGAGCGGUGAAAGGAUUCCUGUUGAGACACCUGAGAUGGUGGGCUAGAAACUCCGAAGACAUCUUCUAUCCCGACGGGAGUCUGAACAUUGGCUGGCUUUACCCGAACAUGUACCUGAGCGAGGACUACAACUCCCCGCAGUCGCCGUACUGGUGUCUGAAGACCCUCAUCGCAGUCGGUCUUGCCGGCGACGACGCCUUCUGGACGGCGGAGGAAGAACCCUACCCGACCGUCACCGAAGCCGCCGACGCCGUCACGCUCGCACCGGCGCCCCAGCAGAUCCUCUGCAACCACCCGGCGGGCAACCACCACUUCCUGCUGGCGCCCGGCCAGUUCGUCGCGUGGCCGAUGAAGGCGAACCAGGCCAAGUACGCCAAGUUCGCCUACUCCUCGGCCUUUGCCUUCUCGGUGCCCACGGGCCCGCUGAUCCAGCAGAUCGCGCCCGACAACGCGCUCGCCCUGAGCCGGGACGGCGGGGAGACUUGGGCCGUUCGAUGGAAGUCGGAACAGGUGCGCUUCUCGACGGCCUAUGUCAGGGGGCCGUCGGGCGCGGUGGAGGAGGAGGAGAAGGGGUUGGUGGAGGAGGUGCAGGCUGCCAGCGCCAAGUGGUAUCCCUGGGGAGACCGGGCCGUGAGCGUCGACACGACGUUGGUCCCGCCUACGAACAGGUGGCCGGACUGGCACGUCCGGGUCCAUCGGAUCGAGCUGCAUGACGAUGUCAAGACGCUACACACCGUGGAGGGCGGCUUCGCCAUCUCCGGCCGCAAAAAAGCCGACGGCAUGCCUCUGCCGGUUCUUCAGAGCAUCCCGCCUGAUGCGAGGCUGGGGCUGACCGAGGGCGUCGUCCGUGACGAGUGGUCUACCCUGGUUCUGUCCGCCGCGGGCGCGAGCGGCGUCGUCACGAAGGUGCCGGGAGGCGGCCACCGGACGACGUCGGAGUGCUACCCCCUGAAGCCGGACUCCAAUACGAACCUGGCGUGCUCGAGGACCCUGAUACCCGUCGCCUCACAUACCAUGCUGGGCGGGGUGAAGCGCGGGGUCGAGAUCACCCUGGUGGAAUCCAUUUUUGCUCUGUCUGUAACGGCGAACGGCGGCUGGUCAGGGAGAACAGAGUCUUUGAGUUUGGCGAAGCGCUGGCUGGACCGCCCAGUCGUGAGUCUCGGCUUGGACCAAACUGCCGCCGAGAAGUCCAGCAGGAUUUUGGUGGACAUGCGGUCAACUAAGCAGGUUGAUAGUUAG
Colletotrichum higginsianum IMI 349063 is the source of this 2223-nucleotide messenger RNA. RefSeq lists its product as uncharacterized. The transcript is spliced from 3 exons. Lineage: Eukaryota; Fungi; Ascomycota; Sordariomycetes; Glomerellales; Glomerellaceae. The record is from RefSeq and is a predicted model, not a curated record. Bases 1 to 2223 code for a protein of 740 amino acids.